This is a messenger RNA of Ipomoea nil (Japanese morning glory), 1040 nucleotides long. RefSeq lists its product as uncharacterized. The coding region runs from base 68 to 634 and encodes 188 amino acids. NCBI's taxonomy places the organism in Eukaryota, Viridiplantae, Streptophyta, Magnoliopsida, Solanales, Convolvulaceae. Gene Ontology annotation, molecular function: enzyme inhibitor activity. The transcript has 2 exons. The record is from RefSeq and is a predicted model, not a curated record.
AAAAUCAAGAACAAAUAAAACAAAAUUAAAAUAACAGGUUUUGAGAAGCUAAUAAUUAAGGCUGAAAAUGGUGGGGGUGAAGAGAUGCAUUAUUAUGGCAUGGUUAGGCGUGUAUCUAACCUUCACGAGCCAUGCGAAUGCAGACAACAGUAGCAGCUACUGCGUUACGGCAGAUGACAAAAAGUUCUGCGAGAAAGUGGUGCAGGGAGCCGCGGACUGGAACCAGGCAAUGUGCAUGGCCAUAUCAGAGGCUAUGAAACACAUAACUUCAAUCUCCAGUAGUGAUUACAGGGCUAUGAUCCAUAGAAGUAAGUCGGCCACUCUGGGAAAGACCAUUGAUAGCCUCUGCCAUCACUCCUACCUUAACACCCGAGAAAGAUUGAAGGAGAGUUUGGAGUUGGCCCGUAACGGAGACUACGAUAGCUUGAACUUAAAACUCUCAUCGGCAUUAACCAGUCUUGAAGAUUGUAGCAGUGUAUUUUUUGAUUUAAAAUAUGAUUAUUCUUCUCUUAUGAAAAUGAAUCGCGAUCUCAAUCACUGCAUCAGAGUUUGUUUGGCUGUUGAUAAAUCCAAGGCUCUCGAAGAAAAGCAGAAGGCUACACAGGCUGCACUUACUACAUACUUCGAAGUUUAAUUGGAAAGAAGAAAUAAUAAAGGUUACGUUCCUGGCUGCCUGAGACUUGCAGGUAUUUUGAAUGGAUAGACUAUGAUGUCUCCGAUCGUGUAGCAAAUGUCAUUAGAGGAUUGUUGAAGAGGGCAGACAAAUAUGAGAAGGAAAUUGACAAGCUGCACUUGACAAUUGAGAAAAAAGAUCAUAAAUUUAAUAAGAAGAUUUUGGAGUCCAAUUUUAAUUUUUUUUUUUAAUGGAUUUGGAAUUAUUGGUUUUGUAUUUGCACUGUUUGUUAUGAAUACAUGGAUGAAAUCUGAUGUAGCAAAUGUAGGGUUAUUGCAGCUUGUAGUACUGUAAUCAGGUUGUUUUCCAGUGGAUGGUGUAAUGAAUUGGCUUGUGAUGGUUAAUGAUAAGUGGAUGGUUAUCUUCA